AUCUAUAUUCUGAUCAUGGUAAACCAGGCGCAAUCUUGUGAUCUGAAGGAUUUGGUCCAGAAGUUUAUUCCUGAAUCAAUUGAUAGGGAGAUUGAGAAGACAACUUCAAGCAUCUACCCUCUGCAGAAUGUCUUCAUUCGCAAAGUCAAGAACUUGAAAGCUCCCAAGUUUGAUCUUGGCAAGUUGAUGGAGGUCCACGGUGACUACUCUACGGAGGAUGUUGGAGUGAAAAUGGAAAGGCCUGCUGAGGAGCCUGUUGAGGCAGCAGCUGAGGUAAUUGGAGCUUAAAUGAAGCUUUAUGGGUUUCUUUUGUUUCUUGAAUGUUGUUUAUGGUUUUUCAAAAUAAGGUUCCAUCAACAUUGCUCAUAAUAUAGUUCAACAUGAUAGAACCAAGAAUAUUGAAGUUGACAGACAAUUUAUUAAGAAAAAGUUGAGCAAGGUUUUGAUUUGUAUGUCAGUUAGAAGAUAUAUUCACUAAAAGGCUUGGUAGUAAGAAUUUUCACCCCAUUAUUUGCAAGUUGGGCAUGAUAAGUAUCACGUGUUAUGUAAACUUGGAAGUGUAUUUGUAGUUACUAAUUUAAUAUUAAAACAAGAGGAUGAUGGAAAGAAUCCUAAUUCACUCUCUCUCUUCCCAUUCCAGCAUAUAAUUUCUCUUUUCUUCUGUAUUCUUCUUCUUAUUGUUAAAUCUAACUAAAUUUAACAAUAAUUCAAGGAA
This is a messenger RNA of Camellia sinensis, 715 nucleotides long. NCBI's taxonomy places the organism in Eukaryota, Viridiplantae, Streptophyta, Magnoliopsida, Ericales, Theaceae. The record is from RefSeq and is a predicted model, not a curated record.